This is a messenger RNA of Rhopalosiphum padi (bird cherry-oat aphid), 4622 nucleotides long. RefSeq names its product muscarinic acetylcholine receptor M3-like. Gene Ontology annotation, molecular function: G protein-coupled receptor activity. Gene Ontology annotation, biological process: adenylate cyclase-activating adrenergic receptor signaling pathway. The coding region runs from base 1157 to 3508 and encodes 783 amino acids. Gene Ontology annotation, cellular component: membrane. The record is from RefSeq and is a predicted model, not a curated record. The transcript has 7 exons. Lineage: Eukaryota; Metazoa; Arthropoda; Insecta; Hemiptera; Aphididae.
UCGCCUUGUUCGCGGCGGUCAUAUCCACACGUAACUCCGUCACGUCGCGCAACCCCCCUGGCCACCGCUCGCACUCGCUCACACUACACGUACACACGCCGACACACCAACACGCGCCUACACUCACCUACACGUACACGUACACACGCACUGCCACACGUGCGCGGGCGAGAGAGGAAACGCGCGCGCGCCUUCGAAUACGCCGCCGGCGACUCGGAAACGGUUUCCAUGCGGCGACUGCGGCGCUGCUCAUUGCUCCUGUCCCCGCGAAUCGCUCUCUCACCGCGACGUUUCGCGGCGAACAUUCCGCACGGACUCUGUUGCAUGCGGUCUCGGAGAAGAGUCAUUUUCACCCGCUGCCACCACCGCCGCAGUCGCGUUCCCGUAAUCGCAAAACGUUUUUUUUAGAAUUUUUUUUAUUUUAUUUUUUUUUUUUAUUUUGUUCCGUUUUCUUUUUAGAUCGCUAACGGUUUUUUAUAUUAUCAUUUUUUUUAUUCCGACACAUUUUAUAUUGUUUCGACGAACAGCCCAGUCCCCCCCACCACAACCUUCCAUCGACUGCUUUAAAAUGGUCCGUUCUUUUAAUACGCGUAUCGCAUAAACAACGCCAUCCGUCGUCUCGUCUCCGGAAAUCGGUUCAGAUUCGCUCGACAGUUUUGGAUAUAAACCAAUAUAAAUUUCAAAAUCAAUUUUGGGCAGUACUUUAUAUGACAUAAAAAUGGAAGAAUUGUCAUGUUAUGGAUAACAGUAAUAACACAUUCAGUCAAUUUGUUUCAACGAAUGAAUUCUUCGUAGUAUGGCUACUGGGUAUCAAAUCAAACCGAUGAGGAGCAGUGGUCGUCACGUCGGUGCGGGAACCGACGACAUUCGUUUUCGGAGAAAUGCUGCGACCAACACUGCUGCCAUACAACCUGACCAGGCCUGAAUCGUGUCCAUCGUGGAAAACCGAGGCUACUAAGAUAUCUCACACGUAGCCGUUAAGGAUGUGAAAUUCAAACGUCAACGAUUUUCACUCUAUUAAAUGUGCAUUGUGAUAUGAUCGAGUGCAGUACAAGAAUAAAAUAAGAACAUACAAGGAACAGUGCAAUUCUGCCAUGUCUAUAGUUUUAAUGCAAUACUAAAGCUGAAUGCGAUUGAAUACGAUUUUAGUUCGCAGAUGGAUCAAACUGUCGUCAACAGUUCGGUCGCGGUGGCCGUCGGCAACAGCACUGCCGGCGGCGCUCCGGGAUCGGUGUCUGGCACUAACUGGACCACAGCGGUGGUGUCGCAUGCGGACCUAACGCCGGUCCUGUCGCCGUUCGAGUCCUGGCAGAAGGUCCUCAUCGUGCUGGUCAUCGGCGUGUGCAUGGUCCUCACCAUCACCGGCAACAUACUGGUUCUGGUUUCGUUUAUCGUGGACCGGACUAUCCGUCAGCCGAGCAACUACUUCAUCGCAUCGCUGGCCGCCACGGACAUGUUAAUCGGUACGGUGUCGAUGCCGUUUUACUGCGUGUACAUACUGCAGGGCUACUGGGACCUGGGGCCGUUGCUGUGCGACCUGUGGCUGUCGGUCGACUACACCGUGUGCCUGGUGUCGCAGUACACGGUGCUGCUGAUCACGGUCGACCGGUUCUGUUCCGUGAAGAUCGCCGCCCGGUACCGGGGCUGGCGGACCAAGGACAAGGUCAUGUGGAUGGUGGUGCUCACGUGGAUCAUCCCGGCGCUGUUGUUCUUCACCAGCAUAUUCGGCUGGGAACACUUUGUCGGUUACCGGGACCUGUUGCCGGGCCAGUGCGCCGUGCAGUUCCUCAAGGAUCCCGUGUUCAACACGGCGCUGAUCAUCGGCUACUUCUGGACCACGCUCAUCGUGCUGUUCGUGCUGUACGGCGGCAUCUACAAGGUGGCGUACGAGAUGCAAAAGAAGAGCGAAGCCAAACAGCGCAAGAUGCAGUCGAUGGUGGCGCUGAGUGCGGGCACCGUGUCCGGUAUGGCCGGUCACGCGGCCGGCAUCGGCAUGUCCAAGACUCAAAGCACUCUGCUCGUGCAGGACAAACCGCAGCAACAGCAGCAACAGCACCACCACCAGCAGCAGCAGCAGCAACAGCAACAGCAGCAGCAGCAACAGCAACAGCAACAGCAACACCAUCAAAACCAACAACAGCAACUACAGCAACACCAUCAAAACCAACAGCAGCAACAGCAACAACUGCAGCGGGCGGCCGGGGGCAACAGGUCGGCGACCGGUUUCGACGACAACGGGGCGGCGGGUUGCAAGAACGCGGGCCCGGACGACCGCAACUCUACGGCCGUGGUGGUGGUGGACAAGGAGCGGUCGAGCAGUCCCGCGUUCGAGUCGGACGAGGAGAGCACGACGGGCGAGAAACAGCAGCAGCAGAUCAACUGGCCGCGCAAAAAAUCGGUGGCCGAACUGAUCGUCCAGUCGGCGCUCGUGCAGCGGUCCAACAGCGGCAUACACCUGUCGCCGUCCGACAAUCUCAUACCUUACUCCGGUGCGUCCGGUACCAACAACAACAACAACAACAACAGCAGCAGCAACCGCGGUAAUCAACCGAUCGUCCGGUCGUAUUCCAACACGGCCGUCGUCAGUUGCGGCGGCGGGCUGACGGGAGCGCGGCCCCGGACGCCGCCCGACACGCCUUCGCCGCCCGACAGCCGGGUGGACGCGCUCGUCGGCAUGGACACGAGUGAGCUGCACUUCAUGGACGACAGUUCGAUCGUCAUCGGGUCGCCGACGUUCGAGAGUCCGACCAACAGCACUAGUUCGAUGAACGAGACCAUGUCUUCGGCCCAGUGUUCUCCGGCCCACGGUGCCGCGGCCUCGUCGUCGCUGCUGCAGGCCGCACUCAUCCGGGCGGCCGCGGCCCAGCAGAUGAGCCAGUCGGGCGGCGCCGUCGUGGCCAAGGUAAACACGGCAGUCGUGGUUGACGGCCGCCAACGCGGUUCCGCGUCGGCUACGUGCACCACGACCGUGGUGGUGGCCGGACGCAACGGCCGCGGUGCCGGUAACGACGACGACGACGACUACGGCGACGAUUACGGUGACGACGGCGACGCGGCCGGCACCGGUACCGGCGAAAAGUCGUCGUCCGAGACGACCAAGAGCGGCGGAGGCGGCGGUGGCGGUGGCGGUGGUGGCGGCGGCGGGGAAAAGCGCGAGGGCAGUUCUCGCGGCGACUUCGUCCGGACCAUCGGCAAGCGUCUGAAGGUGAAACGGCCAAAGGUGUCGGGACGCCAAAAGUCCAAGUCCGAGAACAGGGCCCGGAAGGCGUUCCGCACCAUAUCGUUCAUACUGGGCGCGUUCGUGGCCUGCUGGACACCGUACCACAUACUGGCGCUCAUCGAGGGCUUCUGCUCCAACCCGCCGUGCACCAACGAGCGGCUGUUCCUGUUCUCGUACUUCUUGUGCUACGCCAACAGCCCGAUAAACCCGUUCUGCUACGCGCUGGCCAAUCACCAGUUCAAGAAGACGCUCACCAGGCUGAUGAAGGGCGACUUUCAUAUAUCAUAGGCCGCGACGUCGGCCGAGACACACCCGCGCGCGUGUUCCCGCGACGUUCCUGUUCCUGAAAACGAUGAUUAUUGUUUCCGGACCCAAGUGUGCGCCGCCGUUCGGUUUUCCGUUUCGCCUCGCCAAUAUUAUAAUAAUAUGUGUAAUGGUGUUCCUGGGUACGCGCGAUCACCGAAAUAUUCUGGACUGUUAAAGUCGGUUUGGUAAAGCGGUUAACGCUUUAGCCCGAACAGUUUUAGUAUACAUUAUAAUAUAAUUUUAUCAAAACGAUACUUUCGUCAGUCGAUGAACAUCUCCUAAGUCUUCGGGAACCCAAUAAACCUCGUGGGAGCACACGGCAUGUAUUCUUACAAUAAUCAUAAUUUUAUUUAUUAAUAUACUGUAAUAUAUAUAUACAUAUAUAUUAUAUAUUAUUAUAUACAUGAUUAUAGAAAUGUUGUAAAUAUACUCUUAUAGUGUCUUGAAAAAAAAAAAAAGAAAAAAAGAAAAAAACCACCAUAAUUUAUUGGCUUAUUUUACGUUAAUCAAUAAAUAACUAUAAAAAUAUGUGUAGUACACAUUCAGUUUAGCUUAGAUUUUUAUAGACCUUUUUAUUAAUGACUUAAAGAUUUAUUCGUGUAAAUAAAUAUUAUUCAUAAUAUAAUAUUAUGUGUUUUUGAACAGGGUAACAUCAAAACUGUACUUUAAAAUGUUUAAUUAUUCUUAAAUCUAUUGUUUCGUGUAUAUUAUAAGUUAUAUAAGUUUAUAACAUAAAACAUAAGACAUAAGGUAUAAUAAAACAAUGUGAUAUUUAUAAUUAUUAGAAUCAUUGCGACAAUAUUUACCAUUGUAGAUUAAUAUUUCGUUUGAUUAUUGUAAAGCUUAUCAAAAACGAAUCCGGUUCACGGAUUAAAUGAGCCCUAAUCUGUAAAUGGAAUUCGUUUUCACUAGAUUUUAGAAACAAAUCAGCUGUAUUUUACAUAUAAUUAUCGUGUAAUUAGUUUAUUUUAGCCAUUGUAUAGAUAAUAAUAUAAUUAUAUAUAUUAUAUUAAUAUUUAUUAAUAUAGUUGUGUGUAACGUCAAAUAAAUUAGUUAUUCAUAUUUAUUACAAUAAACAAUAGGGAUUUUUAAUUUA